AUGAUCACAAAAGAUCCCUGCUGGGAGUUAUAUGUCGAUGGUUCGUCGAGCCAAAGUGGAGCAGGAGCAGGGUUAGAGAUAAGAACCCCCGAAGGGACCAGAAUCCACCAGUCAAUCCGGCUGGAGUUUCCAGUCACAAAUAAUGAAGCGGAGUAUGAGGCGCUACUAGCAGGGAUCAGAUUGGCCAAGGAACUCCAGGUCAAGUUUCCUUGUUUGGAGAGCUUUGUGUAUAAAGAACACCAAAACAAUGUGAAGGAGAUAUGGGAUGGCACGGUUCCAACAGAUGCUGUUUGUAAACUAAGGGUGUUGGAAGUGCAUAAUUGUAAUGAACUGUUAAGUGUUGCUCCAUCAAAAUUGCUUGGAAGUUUUCACGACAUAGAAGAACUUUACAUAUCUUGGUGUGACUCCUUGGAAGAGGUAUUUAAGGUUGAAGGAGGGUCAAAUGCCAAGGAAGGAAUGGUUGCAAGAGAUACAGAUAUAGAAAAAGAGUUGGAGGACAAUCAUGUGUUCCCUCAAUUGAAAUCUAUAUUCUUGGGUUAUUUGCCACAACUGAGGAUUUUUUACCGGAGGAGUUGCAUUUCUGAAUUGCCAUCCUUAAAAAAAAUGGGAAUAAAAAGUUGUCCCAAAUUGGAGAUGUUUCCUUACCGAUACCAAAACACGGAGGAAAAGGUUGCUUUUCCUGUCUUGGAGGAUUUGAGACUCUCGGAUGGAAGAAUCUUUGAAGAUAUUUGGUAUGGCCAUGUCCCAGCAGCCUCAUUUAGCAAAGUUAGAAAGCUGGAGCUGGACUGCAGUGUGCUAGUGAACAUUCAUACCCUGCUGCUACAGAGGUUUGAAGUUGUUGAAGAACUCACUCUGUUAUGGUGUGAUUCAUUACAAGUUGUCUUCAACCUUGAAGGACUUGAAGACAUCAAAAGAGGAGCAGCAGUGUUUUCUCAAAUAACAAAGUUGGACUCCUACCACAACCUAAGAUCUUUAUCAGUUCAUUAUUGCAACAGCCUGAAAUAUUUAUUCUCACUCUCAAUCGCAAGAAAUCUCACAAAUAUUGAAAAACUGAAAGUUGACCGGUGUGAUGCGAUUGAAGAAAUAGUUAAAAAUGAAGAUCAAGGUGAAGAGGAUGGUGCCAUGGAUGAAAUUGUGUUUCCCAAGUUACAGUCUGUAGAGUUAGAAGCAUUACCAAACCUCACAAGUUUUUGUUGGGCAAAUAAAGCUUUUAAAUUGCCAUCCCUACAACUUGUGCUGCUGGGAGACUGUCCCAAAAUACGGACAUUUACAUCUGGACAGAUAAGCACAAAUGUGAUAGAAUUAUGUGAAUCUAAGUGGGGGAUGAAACAAAAAGUUAGUGACCUCAAUAACCAUGUACAACAACUUCUUCAAAAAAGGAAAGGGAGUAGUACUAUGUAUAAUGAUGAUGAUGAAGGAACAAGUCUAACAAGUCUUUGGGAAAAAAUUGAACAACAUGAUGAAGAUGAUAUUAUGCUCAAGGAGUAAUGUAAGUGUUCACUUUUGGGACAGGCUGGUAGUUGUCAAUUUGGAAGUGGAAGUAAGCUCACAAACUCAACUGACUGAAGUGAAAAGGUGGCGGAUCCAAUCCUCUGGGUUCUCUCUUGCUAAUGCCAAGAAAGUUUCAUAUAUAAUUUAUUAUUUGUGCUACAAUGUGUUGGACUUUAUUUUCUUCCAUAUUCUUUUUUUUAUUUGGGUGUGAAUGAACCGUUGUCAUGUUUUGCUGAAGAUUGUUUAUCUAUGUUUGAAGUGUAUCUUUCUUCUUUCUUGUUUUCGGUAUGAAGUUAUGAUUGAAGUACCUUGAAGUGUUAGAUG
Molecule: messenger RNA, 1815 nt
Organism: Cornus florida
Lineage: Eukaryota; Viridiplantae; Streptophyta; Magnoliopsida; Cornales; Cornaceae
Exons: 5
Coding region: 1-1488 (495 amino acids)
Molecular function (GO): nucleic acid binding
Source: RefSeq, a predicted model, not a curated record